Messenger RNA from Neurospora hispaniola, 749 nucleotides. RefSeq names its product Aegerolysin-domain-containing protein. Lineage: Eukaryota; Fungi; Ascomycota; Sordariomycetes; Sordariales; Sordariaceae. Gene Ontology annotation, biological process: symbiont-mediated hemolysis of host erythrocyte. The record is from RefSeq and is a predicted model, not a curated record. The transcript is spliced from 3 exons. Bases 119 to 715 code for a protein of 198 amino acids.
UGCGCCCAAGAAGGGCAUUAUGGGAAGCCUUCGUUUCCGGAUGUCCGAGUUUCAUGACAAACUAUCAACACAGCCAUAAACUACCAACCAUCAUCGUUCACCCAAUCACAACCUCAAGAUGGCAACACUCCAAACGGGCUUUUCAACCCGUCUUUUGACGUUCGGCCUGCUCCUCAUUGCUCUGGUGGCCGGCACUUUUGCCGCCCCCUUGCGUGUCGACUAUGAACCCGCCCUUCCGCCUACGGGAGCUCCUCCUUCCCGCCCCGGACCUACUAUAAACAGACAAAGAAGCACCAAUGCCGAAUAUCUGGGGGUCGACAUGACGAUUUUGAACCAAGCUUCCUCAGGGGACUUGUUCAUCAGAAACGCCCAUCUCAGUUCGGGCAAGUGGUUCGAAUACCCCGACGCAGGCGAACAGCUUUCCCACGACCAAGUGGAAGCCAAAUCCGCCAGCCCAAACGGCGGAUCGAUGGUCGUGGCCUCAUCCGGUAGAGCCUGGACGCCUACCGGCACCGAGGGCCACUUCGACAUCUACCAUGACGACACCAAGGUGUGCCAUGUCUACUGGGAUUGUCCGUGGUCUCGUAGAUCGAAUUCCUUUGAGGUAUCCGAAGUUGAUGAUAACUAUGUGGUUGAAGCCACUGGGGCGAGUUUGAACAAGGGCCCGCUUGGAUCUAUUACUAUCGAGGUGGUAGAUACUGGUGAGGGAGAAUGAGCCAGAUGCGUUUUGGGGUGCACGUAGGUGGAGG